CGGCCCAUUAUUUUGAUAGUUAAGAGAGAGCUCUCUCGUCUCGUGCGUUGUUGUCCUAACAGAAACAAACCCUAAAGAGAAGCGAGUUCCGUCUUAAUUUUCUCCCCAGCGAAAAUGGCGUCGUUCGAUGAAGCACCACCAGGAAACUCCAAGGCCGGUGAAAAGAUCUUCAGAACCAAGUGCGCUCAGUGUCACACCGUCGACAAAGGCGCCGGUCACAAACAAGGACCGAACCUAAACGGGCUGUUUGGAAGGCAGUCUGGAACAACAGCCGGUUACUCUUACUCUGCGGCUAACAAGAACAAGGCUGUUGAAUGGGAAGAGAAGACCUUGUACGAUUACUUGCUCAAUCCCAAGAAGUACAUUCCUGGAACAAAGAUGGUCUUCCCUGGGCUCAAGAAGCCACAAGAUCGCGCUGAUCUCAUCGCCUACUUGAAGGAAGCUACUGCUUAGUGAAAUCUAUCAACCAAUGGUGGUGUGGGAACAUCAUGAAUUAUUAUUCUUUUGACAAAUAAAAUGUCCAAAACUUUUGAAUUUUUUUUUUCACUUUUGGAAAUUGUCUCUUCUUCAAAUACGUUUUGGUGAGUACCAAAUGUACUCGUGAGUACUUUCAUUUUCUGAGGCUCAUUUAUAUAAAUGCAUCUAUCUAUAAGCAUUUUCUUUUCUCACA
Messenger RNA from Brassica rapa (field mustard), 670 nucleotides. Its product is annotated as cytochrome c. The record is from RefSeq and is a predicted model, not a curated record. Gene Ontology annotation, molecular function: heme binding; electron transfer activity. NCBI's taxonomy places the organism in Eukaryota, Viridiplantae, Streptophyta, Magnoliopsida, Brassicales, Brassicaceae.